UUGAAGUGAGUAUAAAUGCAACGCCUGCCUUUAAUCAACAAAUGCCACCGUGCUUUUCUUCCAUUCGAGGUUGUUUUACAUAAGUAUUCUGUCUUUUUUUUAACUUUAUUUGCAAAAUGGAUCAUUGCAAUAAAGUGAAGAAAGACAGAGCUGUAUUGUUCUUAGGCUAUUAGGAGCAAGUAGUCAAAGGAGUGCUGCACACAAGAGAGAACCACCGGUCUCAUGAGAGACUUCUUGGAGCUAAUGAGAGACUCCCAGAGAGGAUUAUGGGAAUCCCAAUCACUUCAAGCUUGACUCCAAACAAAAGAAAUCAUCCAGAAUCUUUGGGCCAAACAAAUGUGCCUACAAAUCAGCAAUGUAACAGGGGAGGGGGUGAACCACCACCUUUUAAACAUGAUAAUAAGAGUGUGUGUCAUAUAAAGUGCAAUAAAAAAAAAAGUGAUGCAUGCUGAAGAUGAUGUUAUUUCCAUCAGAUAGGGAAAUCAAAUCUUCUGCAUAAAGAGUUUUAAUCUUAUGAACAUGAUGAUGAUGAUGAUGGUGAUGACUGGCCGACGCACAUCCCUUUUUUUCCCCUUCUGAGAGAUGACGAAUAUGAGCGGGUCUAGCUGGGGAGCAGUCUUGGAGACGAGGAGGAGGAGGAGGAGGAGAAACCACUGGCUGUGACAGUGACAAUUGCUUCUCCCUUUCCCUGCCGCUUCAGCUUCUUCAUCGCCAUCAUCAUCAUCAUCAUCAACCUCAGCAACAGCAGCUUCAGCUUCAUCAGCAGCCGAAGCAGCAGCAGCAGCAGCAGCACUGCCAUCGACAGCGUGGAGAACAAAUAAGCCGCACGCAUCUUCAAGAGGCGCUCCAGUCGAGGGGGAAGAUGGGGAAAUGGCAGUUGACCGAAUGUAAGGAUCAAGAAAUCAAACGAGGUCUUCAUUUAUGAUACAAACUCGGGGUUUAUGCAACAAUAGGAACUAUUCAAAGAACAAAAGAUUACACCUUCUGACGUAUAAAGAAACAUGGAUGUAUCUUCAUCCUCUCUGCAGUACGGAUCAAAAAAGCGGGUUAAGAUUCACCCAGACACAGUUACAGUGAAGUAUGCCACUCACUUCCCCCAACCCGGCGAUGAAGGGUACGAUGACGCGCCCUCUUUUGAAGACUUUGGCGCCUUCGCGGAGGCUAAUGUGGGAAAGAGACUGGUUUCAGACAGCAAAGGUGGCAGGACUUUCUUUGGAACCAUGGAGACCCCGCCUAAGCAGCCAAGUGUGCAAAAAGACAAGGGGGUCGAGGGCCAGCUGGCCAGCUUUGGCGAGGCGAAUGUGUUGGCCUCCAGGGUGACCUGGAUGGCCUUGUUUGGGGCAGCGGUGGCCCAUGGUUGUGUGGCGCUGAUUACACGCUUAGCAGCCGACCGCUCCAAAGUGCCCUCCCUCGAGCUGCUCUUCAUCCGCUCCGUGAUCCAAGUGCUGUCCAUCCUGGUGGUCUUCUACUACCACGAGGCCCCAUUUGGCCCUAAGGGCUACCGGUUGCGUCUCUUCUUCUACGGUGUGUGCAACGUAAUCUCAAUCACCUGCGCCUACACCUCUUUUGCCAUAGUACCACCCAGUAAUGGCACCAUCAUGUGGCGUGCCUCCACCACAGUCUUCAGUGCAAUACUGGCCUUCCUGUUGCUAGAUGAGAGGCUGGGUUACACAGAUGUGGUCACCGUGGUGGGAAGCGUGUUUGGUCUUUGCCUGGUCAUGGUGCCAAACGUGGCAGACGAGGAGAAGUCCAGGCUGGGGUUUUGGAAAGAGGCCUUUGGCUACACAAUGACAGUGAUGGCUGGCUUGACUGCUGCCCUCUCCAUGAUCGUCUACAGAGCCAUUAAGGAGCGUGUCAGCAUGUGGACGGCACUCUUCACCUUCGGCUGGACGGGCACGGUGUGGGGUGCCUCCACCAUGUUUAUCAUGCAGGAGCCCAUCAUUCCUCUGGAUGGGGAGACCUGGGGCUAUUUAAUUGGGAUCUGUAUCUGCUCCACCGUGGCGUUCCUCGGAGUCUACUAUGCUCUUAACAAGUUUCAUCCAGCCUUAGUUAGCACCGUGCAGCAUCUAGAGAUCGUGGUUGCCAUGUUCCUCCAGCUCAUUGUUCUGAGGAUGAUCCCAUCUGUCUACGACGUCAUUGGAGGCCUGGUCAUCAUGAUCAGUGUGUUCACCCUGACAGGAGUCAAGCUGUACAGGGUGAGCAGGGCCAUUCGGCAGGAUUAUCAAGAAAUCCUUGACUCGCCCAUCAAAUGAGUUUUGAUACAUCAGUCUAUUUGUUUACAAUGUUGCUUGGUUGUGCAAUUUAAAGAAUGUCUGGAUCUUCAUCUGAUGAUUUUUGUAUUGUUGUGUUGUUGAAAGGGUGCCAGUUGUGUAACCAAUGUCUUAAUAUUUGUGUGUGAAAUAAAAAAAAACAAUCAAAUGUAAUAUGGUGACCAUUUCCCCCCUGAUAGUACUGCAUCAAUGUCAAAUUGUGUCAAAUGUCAGCAAAAAACAAGAAAAAAAAAACAAGAGUCAGUUUCAUUUUUGUGCUUUAUUUUGCUCCAACAUUUGAAACCAUAUUGAAUCUGGUCUUGUGAGUGGCAGUGUAAGAAGAUCAUUUGACUGAAAUGCACCUUUUAUGAUAACAUCAUCGAGGUGUGGUGUACCCCUCUGUUGUCACGCUACCACACUUGUCACACUGUGUAACUGUCAGCCCAGAAAAUCGUUCAUAAUACAUAGAAGGAAUGGAAGAAUAAAAAUAAAUACCACCCACGUUUCAUAAAAUUACUGGUAUUGCUUUUCUCAGCCUUAACCUGUUGAUCACAGAGAUGGUAUAAUUAAUUCAAAUAAAAUGUCAUUAUGUGCUGGGACAGAGGCCCACGUCAUAAACAAUAAUUUUAAUCUUAAUUAAUGUGCACAGGAAAACAAGCAAUCCACCAUAUACUAAUAUCUUGUGCACAAACUUUCUUACUGCCUCUCACGUAUGUUCUAGCUCCAGCACCUGCUUGAUAUUUAACACUAGUGUUUACAUCCCUGGACGCUGCUUCUGUUUACUUUCAGAUGCAUAUCAGACUAAUGCCCAGAGGCAGGUACGCUGUAUUGAAUUAAAGUCCCCUUUAACAACAUGAGACCGUCUGCCCUUUUUCUGUGGUGGACGAUUCAGUGGCUCGCCAGAGAUGCUUCUUUUCUCUGUGUAUAAAACCAGUCCGAGGCGGUCGGCCUCUGUGAUUCCCCCAAGGCAAAGCAACAAUGAUGGAAUGAAAUAAGGACAUGAUGAUGCAGAGCUGAUGAAAGAGGGCAUGUUGCAUGUUGCAGUUCAAAACUGACACAGCAUGGAUGUUGCACUAACAGCCCAGCAGGUGGCAUUCACAAUCCACUUCAUUACACAGUCAAAGGGGGCUGAAAUAUUACUUUAUUACUGUAAACUAUUGUGGUAAUCAGUGGUUGAUCCAGUGGUUAAUAACAUUUAACUAUGGACUGUUAUUGCACCAAUUUAAACACAAUUUAAACGCAUGACAUAACAGUUUUCAUUCAAGCCAUUUUCAUUGAGCGAGCAGAAGCGGAAGAAAGGUUAUUGGAUAGAUUUAUGGCUGUUUGUACACAGAACAUCACCUAUAAAAGUCUUAUGAAUUUAUGACACUGUGUGGAACUGAGUUAACACAUUUCUAUUGAAGCUGGAAAUUAUCAGCUUUGUGGUUAUGACCAUACAGCCGAGGCGUUGCUGAAAGCUUAUCAUUCUUUGUGAUGACAAUCUACUAUCAGUGAUGGCACAGUGAAUAAAAUGGUGAGUAAACUACAAGCUCCACUCAUUUACAACCAAAGGUUGAACACCACCAUCAAAAACACAUUACAAAGUGAAAGUGUCUUCUACUUUGAAAACACAUUAUGUCUGUCAUGUAAGGUUUUCUUUCAAAACACCAUGGUCGGUUACUGAAGUUUAUUUCUUUGGAACUAAAAAGAUGAAUAAACUGAGAUAAAAGUGGA
Larimichthys crocea (large yellow croaker) is the source of this 3962-nucleotide messenger RNA. RefSeq names its product solute carrier family 35 member G2b (gene slc35g2b). Bases 1002 to 2252 code for a protein of 416 amino acids. The record is from RefSeq and is a predicted model, not a curated record. NCBI's taxonomy places the organism in Eukaryota, Metazoa, Chordata, Actinopteri, Sciaenidae. Gene Ontology annotation, cellular component: membrane. The transcript has 2 exons.